GUGAAUAAUACAUGGAGCGACCUGCCGGACAGGCUAAUGUUUCAGAGCCUGCAAGCCUUCAGGGGAAGAACUCGUGACAGGAAUAUCUUCUGGACUGAAAAGGAGCAGAAAUGGAGCGCAGGACGUGAGGAGAAGUGAAAAACACUCUUCCAGCAGCUCGUACUGAUGGAUUAUCGGCGUAAAAGGGAGCUGUCGUUUCUCACCAUUGGCCUGCUGUUUUUCUUGAGUGGUGUAGAAUAUGCCGUUAUCCUGCCCACCAUAUGGAAGUAUCUGCAGAUCCUGGAUGCUCCUGCCUAUUUCCUCGGUUUGGGUCUGUCAGCUUUCAGCUUCACCGGGCUGCUCUCGGGGCCGCUGUUUGGACGCUGGUCCGAUAAGACACGGACUACAAAGACCAUCAUUCUCUUCUCCAAUGUCUUUGAGAUUGUAGGCAACUUCAUGUAUUUCAUGGGCUACUCGAAAUGGCUUCUAUUGUCCAGCCGACUUGUCGCAGGUAUUGGAGCUGGCGCUGGUUCCUCCAUCUUCGGUUUCCUCACCCGGACCACCCUCCCUGACGAACGAGCACGGAUCUUCGCCGCUGUGAUGGCGUGUCGCCAGGCUGGACUUUUGAUUGGACCUGCUUUCAACAUUUUCCUGCGGUUGUGUGAUUUCAGGAUGGGGCCGUUUAUCGUGAAUAAGUACACCUCCCCUGGGUUGUUUAUGUGUGGGAUGUGGCUGCUGCUGCAGUGUGUGGUGUUCGUGCUGUACCAUGACAUCCCCCCGCUGGACUCCCUGCCUGAGCACAUGGCUCUGCAGCAGGUCAGAGAUCAAGAGGAGGAGCCUCUGAUUGACCCGGAGGACGGUGGGACCGACACUCGCAACUUGGUCCACUCAGAGCAGAUCGAGACCCGACUCUUAAGUGACACAGAACCCAUCCGACCCCCCUCACCUGAGCAGGACGACCCCUUUAAAAACUUCAGCGCCAGCCGAGAGUUCCUGAGGGAGGAGGUGGUGGUUCUCCUCACCGCUCAGUUCAUCACUCUCUUCAAUCAGACGGCACUCGAGACGAUGGUGACCCCUUUGACGCAGAGGUACUUUGGCUUCGGCGAGCUGGGGAACAGUGUGAUGUACAGUCUGUGUGGAGUGGAGGUGAUUGUAGGCUUCUUCCUGGUGCGCUGGCUGAGCCGUGUGCUGGAGGACCGGGCCGUGCUGGCUGUGGGCCUUCUGAUCUGCUGCGGAGCCUGCGUCUGGUGCAUCAUCUUUCUCGCCAGCCCCCAGGGUGGCUUUGCGGUGGAGCUGACCGAGUUCAUUAUCGGAGUGUUUCUGCAGCUGCUGGGGCUUCCCUUCGUCGCCGUGUCUCAGGUGUCCCUCUUCUCCAAAGUGACCGCUGAGAAAACACAAGGUUUUAGUCAGGGCGUGCGGCGCUCGGUCGGAGGCUUGGCCACUAUCCUAGGCCCCCUGUGGGCAGGUGGUCUGACGGGGAAUCUGUACGUGAUGCUGGGAAUGAUGCUGUUGCUCCUCAUUCUGAUUAUGAUCAUGAUGGUGCUCUCCUACGAGAAGCUGGUGGAGCCUCCUGUGGUCCAGCAUGCGGACAGCUCGGAGAGCGGAGGGUAGAGGACGACGUUACUCACAUACUGCAGGCACAGGUCGGGAGCACUCGGCGGUCCGUCUGGCUGCGUGCGGAGUGUGUGUGGCGCGUGGUGGAGCAGAUGCUGAAACGGUGGGGUGUUACGAGCUCAUGCCAGAGGUAGCAGACCUCGAACAGCGAGAGGGAGUGACGGACACACACACCAACCCACACACGUCGCAGGCUGCGCUUCAUCCCUCUCAAUCAUUUACU
Messenger RNA from Colossoma macropomum (tambaqui), 1816 nucleotides. It is a transcript of the gene mfsd8l2, whose product is annotated as major facilitator superfamily domain containing 8-like 2. The coding region runs from base 166 to 1590 and encodes 474 amino acids. Gene Ontology annotation, molecular function: transmembrane transporter activity. NCBI's taxonomy places the organism in Eukaryota, Metazoa, Chordata, Actinopteri, Characiformes, Serrasalmidae. Gene Ontology annotation, biological process: transmembrane transport. The record is from RefSeq and is a predicted model, not a curated record. The transcript is spliced from 13 exons.